GACGUAUGAUAAGAUAAGACGACCUCAAUGUUAACAUAUCUAAAAUUUCCUAAUACUUCAAAUUACACCGACCAAAAUUAUCUGUUCACACUAGCAUCAUUUCAACCCGGAAAAGGGUUUGGCGUGAAGAGGUGAGGAUUGGGAAAGAGAGAUGGGGAGAUUAUUUCUGGUGGAUCUAGAAGGCAGAACAUACAACUGCAAAUUCUGUAAAGCGCAAUUAGCCCUUGCAGACGAUCUUGUUUCCAGGGCAUUCCAUUGUCGCAGAGGGAAGGCAUACCUAUUCAAUAAUGUUGUAAAUAUCACCGUGGGACCUCCUGAGGACAGACCGAUGCUAUCAGGAAUGCAUACAGUUGCAGACAUAUUUUGCUGUUGUUGCGGGCAAAUAGUUGGUUGGAAAUAUGAGUCUGCACAUGAUAGUAGCCAAAAGUACAAAGAAGGAAAAUUCGUUCUUGAAAGAGGGAGGAUUAUUGACAGAAUGGACUCUGAAUUCUACAUUGAUACUCGCCCGUCAACAAGUGAUGCUGAAGAGUGAAGAUUAAUAAUUAAGUUCCUGUGUUUGUAUAAGUGAAAAACUUUCUAGGUUGUAUACGGUGCGCUUCCCUUUGUAGAUAUUAAACAAAAAAAUCGGUCAUCUAAUCAACUGCUUUGCUGUCUGUACUUGAAAUGCUGUAGUAAUAAAACUUCACGUUCAAGUCUGGCUUAUGCUAUGAGGAACCAUACACAGUUACACACAUCAACCUACUUUUACUCAUGAAUAUUUUAAUUUUUUAAUACUUAUUUAUA
Messenger RNA from Cuscuta epithymum, 783 nucleotides. The record is from the annotation of a GenBank genome assembly. NCBI's taxonomy places the organism in Eukaryota, Viridiplantae, Streptophyta, Magnoliopsida, Solanales, Convolvulaceae.